Daucus carota subsp. sativus is the source of this 2598-nucleotide messenger RNA. Its product is annotated as probable inactive receptor kinase At4g23740. The coding region runs from base 409 to 2313 and encodes 634 amino acids. NCBI's taxonomy places the organism in Eukaryota, Viridiplantae, Streptophyta, Magnoliopsida, Apiales, Apiaceae. The record is from RefSeq and is a predicted model, not a curated record. The transcript has 2 exons. Gene Ontology annotation, molecular function: protein binding; protein kinase activity; ATP binding. Gene Ontology annotation, biological process: protein phosphorylation.
GUAAGAACUGAGGCAUAUGUUAUUUAUUGUCUACCCCAAUACUCUUUCUUCAUUUUCUCUCUGGGAAUGUUAAAAACUUCACCUUUCUUGGUUUUGAAACUCACCCACAAAAAGUAAAAGAGCAAACAACAAAAAGAAAAGCUUGGAUCUUUAGUUUAUUCCAAGUCUUCUUGCUCUCUCUUUUGACUAAAGUACCUACUGGGCUGCUGUAUUUUCAAUAAAAAUCUCAACUUUACUUUUUCUAGACAAGUUUCUUGAAAUUUGGCUCCAUUCUCAUUAGCCCUUUUACAUAUACUAUGUGUAGUGUGUAUUUAUAGAAGCUGAGCUACCAUCUUGAAAAAGCAGAGAUCUAUGGGGAUUUGUAGUGUUUAAGUUGAUAACUAAAUCUUGAUUCAAGAUUUUCAAAAGAUGGGAGCUUUUUACAUUUAUGGUUAUAUAUUCUUGGUGGGUUUUUUGAGCUUUCAAGGAAAUGCUGCUAGCUUUCUUGAUGCUGACAAGCUAGCAUUGCUUGAUUUUGUAAGCAAUUUCCCUCAUUCCAGGUCUUUAAACUGGAAUGUAUCCACUCCAGUUUGUAACAACUGGACUGGUGUCACUUGUAGUCAAGAUGGGUCAAGAGUUACAGCAAUAAGAUUGCCUGGAGUUGGAUUUACUGGGCCCAUUCCGGAGAAUACUCUAAGCAGGCUGUCAGCAUUGCAGAUCUUGAGUCUUAGAUCCAAUGGUAUAUCUGGGCCUUUCCCUUAUGAUUUAUUGAAUUUGAAGAAUUUGAGUUAUCUUUAUCUUCAAUUUAAUAGCUUUUCGGGUCCUUUGCCAGUUAAUUUCUCGAAUUGGAAGAAUCUUACUAGUGUUAAUUUGUCAAACAAUGCCUUUAAUGGGAGUAUUCCUGUGUCUAUUUCGAAUUUGACACAUCUUUCUGCUUUGAAUCUUGCCAACAAUUCACUUUCUGGUGAGAUACCUGAGUUAGAGUUGAGUAAUUUGCAAAUUUUGGACUUGUCAAAUAAUAAGCUCACUGGCAAUGUACCUAAAUCACUUCAAAGGUUUCCGAAAUCAAGGUUUGUUGGUAAUGAUCUUUCGUUGUCAUAUACUCAUGUAAGUGGAAUUCCGGAUGUAAAUCCACCUUUGAAACCAGUUCCGAAACCUAAGGGUGACGGGAAACUAAGUGAAAGAGCGUUGCUUGGAAUUAUAAUUGCUGGUAGCCUUCUUGGGGUCAUUGCAUUUGCCUUCCUUUUGAUUGUUUGUUGCUUAAAAAGAAAAAGAAGUACUGAUUUGUCGGGGAAACUGGAGAAAGGGGGACUGUCACCAGAGAAAGCAAUUUCAAGAAGUCAAGAUGCAAACAAUAAGUUGGUUUUCUUUGAAGGGUGUAGCUACAUAUUUGAUUUGGAAGAUUUGUUGAGAGCUUCUGCAGAGGUACUUGGAAAGGGAACAUUUGGUAUGGCUUAUAAGGCGAUAUUAGAGGAUGGAACUUCAGUAGUGGUGAAGAGGUUGAAGGAAGUUGGUGCCGGGAAACGGGAAUUCGAACAGCAAAUGGAAAUGGUAGGGAGUAUCAAACAUGAAAAUGUGAUUGAGCUGAGGGCAUACUACUACUCCAAGGAUGAGAAACUUAUUGUGUGCGAUUACUACAGUCAGGGAAGUGUUGCUGCAAUGUUGCAUGGUAAAAGAGGAGAGGAGAGGACUCCUUUAAGUUGGGAAUCCCGACUAAGGAUAGCCAUAGGGGCAGCACGAGGUAUAGCAAAAGUCCACGAGGAAAACGGGGGAAAGCUUGUCCAUGGAAACAUAAAAUCAUCAAACAUCUUUCUAAAUCCUCAACAAUAUGGUUGUGUAUCAGAUCUUGGUUUGUCAACAAUCAUGAGUCAAUUACCUCCACUCAUCGCUCGUGCUGCUGGCUACCGGGCCCCUGAGGUCUCAGAUACACGCAAAGCCACGCAACCAUCAGAUGUCUAUAGCUUUGGUGUUGUAUUACUGGAGCUCCUCACUGCUAAAUCCCCUGUCCAUACUACGGGAGGGGAUGAGCUUGUACAUCUGGUCCGAUGGGUGCAUUCGGUGGUAAGAGAAGAGUGGACUGCUGAAGUGUUUGAUCUAGAGCUAAUGAAGUACCCAGGUAUAGAAGAAGAGAUGGUGGAGCUUUUACAAAUAGCGAUGGCAUGUGUGGUUAGAAUGCCAGACCAGCGCCCAAAAAUGGCGGAUGUAGUAAAAAUGAUUGAAAAUGUAAGGCGGCCGAUUGAUUUUGACAACCGCCCAUCUUCCGAAGCUAAAUCAGAAACUUCAACUCCCCUACCGCCAUCACUUCCACAGUCCGAACUGCAAGUCCCAGAAUGAUCAACUGUUCUAUCACUUUUCUUUUUGUCUAGCAUGUUUGUGUUGCCUUAACAUUAAAAUACACCUCUAAAUUGUAACUGCCUCUAUUCACAAACUUUGUGAACUCAAAACUUCUUGCAUGUAUUCUGCAACCUGAGCCACAUCAAGGCCGAGUCAGGUUAUGUUAUUUUCAGUAUUUGUGUAAGUUAUCAUUUAUUAAUGAUUAAUUUGUAGUCAAAUGUACUCUGUAGUUUCUGGUCAUCAAAGUUCAAUUUAUUCUAUUGAAUUUCUUCAAGGCUUCAAUAA